Messenger RNA from Gadus morhua (Atlantic cod), 5422 nucleotides. RefSeq names its product transcription factor 15. Gene Ontology annotation, molecular function: protein dimerization activity; DNA-binding transcription factor activity, RNA polymerase II-specific; RNA polymerase II transcription regulatory region sequence-specific DNA binding. The record is from RefSeq and is a predicted model, not a curated record. Bases 142 to 669 code for a protein of 175 amino acids. Lineage: Eukaryota; Metazoa; Chordata; Actinopteri; Gadiformes; Gadidae. Gene Ontology annotation, biological process: regulation of transcription by RNA polymerase II; developmental process. The transcript is spliced from 2 exons.
CGAGCCCCCCACGGUCACCGGAUCGCGCGGCAGCUGCUGCCCGCAGGUGCUAUUUUCACUCCAGCUCGCGGUCAUGGGCCGUUGCCUGUCAGGCGCCUUUCCGCGCGCUCCCACCCGGGCACAGUCGACUCGAAGCCAACCAUGAAAGCCACGGGUAGAGACGCAGGCGCGCAACCGGACGGCUUCCCGUCCGACUCGGAUGACUCAGACAGCGGCGACGGCUCCGACGAGUCCACGGGCGUUGGCGGCGGAGGCACAGACGCCAGAGACCCCUCCCGGAGGAGGGCGGCGGUGGGCGGGGGGAUCGACGGCAGCAGGCACCUGCCGGGCGUCACCAAGCAACGGCAGGCGGCGAACGCCCGGGAGCGGGAGCGGACCCACAGCGUGAACACGGCGUUCACCGCGCUGCGCGAGCUCAUCCCCACGGAGCCCGCGGACCGGAAGCUGUCCAAGAUCGAGACGCUGCGGCUGGCAUCCGGCUACAUCGCGCACCUGGCCAACGUGCUGUUCCUCGGGGCGGGGGAGGAGGAGCGCGAGGAGCGGCGGCCCUGUCUACGGUACCAGGGCUCCGUCGGCGCGUGCGGCUCCUCGCUGAGACCCAUCUGCACGUUCUGCCUCAGCGACCAGAGGAAAGCGCUCAGAGACGGCGGGAAACAGUCGGCCCUUUGAAGCGACGAGGAGCCACGAGACGUCAAUGUUUACAUGGAGGCGCGGGAUCGCGCCUUCACCUGUAUGCGUGUGUGUGUGUGAUCGCAAGUCACGCGCCAAACCUGACUAUGACGAUGUAAAUAUGAAUAUAGAAUCACUGAAAUGCACUUUCUGUCCCAAGCGCGAGGGGUCCCGGUCCCGCCUUUGUUUCGGUGGUUACCGUCACCUGAGCCCACGAGGUUAAGUCCCCCCCCCCUUUUUGAAGGACGUCUAUUUCGGGAAGCGAGUCUCAGGCUCCAUUUUACAAUGGAAUAAUAUAAAGUAAAUAUUAAGAGAAACGCAAGAAGCGUCACCUGAGAUUCAUACACAAAAGUAGUUUUUUCUUUUUCUGGAAAUAUUUAAAAGUCCGGUUCUAGCUGGUCCACUGACCGGAUUGGGAAUUGCUGUGUUAGACAACAAAGACUACCGCAUAAAAUACGAUAAAAUGUAAUUCCGGAGAAAAUUGAACCCAGGGUCUUUUUCGGCAUGAAGACCCACAAAAUAAGUCCUCCAGACACCUUUUCGUUGAUUAUCGAGUAGGCCUAUAUAGCUUGCCCGCGAAUGCAACGGCCCAAAUGGCUUCCAUGUUACUGGCUAGGGGCAGUGUGAAAGUUUCCAAAUUCACUUGCCUUUUACCCAUAAAACAAAGCAUCAACAACUUAGUUAGCGUACCGGGAGUUCAUUAAAUAAGACUGUUUUCCAAGUCUGUGCCUUACCGUGAAGCCUUACCUUUCCAGGAAAUCCACACAAGACGAUUACUUAAGAUACUAAAUAUUUUAUUUAGUGUAAUAGUAUACUAAAUUGUCAAAUAAUGACGUACAUGCAUUUCGACGUAUUCCCUGCUGACAGUCUGAGGUGGCUGUGCAGAGCGCUAAACACUCGGGACAACAUUUGCGAUUCACUUGUUCACAUUUCCAGGAAAUCACUCCUGCCGCCCCCCCAUAUGCCUGGUCAAAUCUGCCCGCGCGCGCGCUUCAAUUAAGGUAACCAAUCACAACGGAGUUGGGUUGGCAGGAGGGGGGCGAGGGGGCGGAGAAGGAAGAAACCGAGAGUUGACAUAAAAUGCUGAAAUCGCCCAGAUGAGAGGAAGAAUUUCCCGAAAAUCUACAUAGUUUUUUGUGUAUGGUUAAACAUGACUAUCAAUCAUUAUAACAACGUUUAUAAGUCAUAAAAGUCGAAAAUAAAUAAAAGGUCCCCUUUGAGAUGAAUUAGUUGGCGCCUCUAUUAAAUUAUUAACGGUAGCCGGUAAUCGACUUGUGUGGACUUCCUGGAAACAUGGACCUAUCGGCAGUGUCGGGAACAUUACUUCAAAAAAGUAAUUAGUUAUAGUUACUCACUACUUGUUCCAAAAAGUAACUGAGUUAGUAACUGAAUUACUCUAUAUAAAAUAACUAGUUACCAGGGAAAGUAACUAUUUGCGUUACUGUAAAAAAGAAAGUUGCUAUAUCAAAGAAUUUGGAUUUUUCUGAGCAGUUUUCACUUGGCCUUAAUGUGUUAAAUGGUUGAACUGCCCAUUCAAGGCCCUGAUAUACUUCCAACUGAAUUUUAAUUUGCUUGGUUGCGAAGGCUGUGGAACAUCUGCCGAAUACUACCGAAAAUGCCAACUUUUCAUCAGAUUGCUACGGACUCGCCAUUUCUGCUGCUUCAUCAAAUCUGUUUGGUGUGUGCGUGUGUGUGUGUGUGGCGCGCGUGUCCUGGCUUGUGUGUAAAAACACUGGCUCUGAUUGACUACCAUGAAAAAUGACUGCCUUAGCCAAUCAUAAUCGCCUAUCUCAUUGUUAACCCAUCCGGUCUCCUCACUAGCAGUUUGUGAUUGGAGCCAGGGGUGCCUUCGGAAUACGCAGUUCAAUCAAUCAAUUCCUUAGUAACCUACCGCAUUUAACGUACAGUAACGGUAACGCGUUCUAACGACGGAAACAGUAAUUAGUUAGAUUACUGAAAAAUAACGCUGUUCUUUUAAACUGCGCCGUUAUUACAAACACUGCCGGUAAGGAACAGACUUGGAAAACAGUUUAUUUAAAUAAACGCAUGGUAUGCUAACUAAGUUGUUGGUGCCUCAUUUUAUGUGUAGGGCCCCUAGUCAUGCUACUGCAUAGGUUUGGUGGUAAUUUGAGCAUUAUUAGUGGUUAAAAAAAUGUCGAUUUGUAAACGUUCACACUGCCCCUGGCCAGUAACAUGGAAGCCAUUUGUGUUGUACAUUGCUCUGGGCAUUCGCAGGCAAGCACUAUACUCGAUUAUCAACGAAAAAAGGUGUCUGGAGGGCUUAUUUCAAGGGUCUUCAUGCCGAAAAAGACCCUGUGUUAAAUUUUUGCCGGAAUUACACUUUAGCUUUGUUCCGUAAGGCUAGUUUGUAGACCACCUGGUGGUCUACAAACUAGGAUCAGUUUCAAGUUUGCAUGCCUUUAUUUCCUUGAUGCAUAUCACCUACUAUCCUUUUGCUUUUAUUUAUGAGAAGCACAUACAGUAUUGGCACUGUAUGGUAUGGAAGGCAACCCUUGCCCUUAUCUAGAGCUGGUUUACAAGUGAGCAAAGUUGAUGCCAACAGACGGUUACGUCAAUCAAUAGUAAAGUAUGUGAUAUGAUGGUUUUCUUUUACGAGUAAAACGUUCAUGUUCCGCCAUGUUCAUGCACGUCACUAGUAAACCAUACGUCACCAACUGGACAACUCUUAUCAAAAUCUGGCCCCAGUUGCCGAACGGAAGUAGAAUCAUAACAGCGUCAUGUGGUGUCGUUCAGGAGAACUUUCCGACGUUAUGUUUUCCCUAUCAUUUUGCGCGAUGUGAACGCACCAUAAACUCUGAGCAUUACUUAAUAACUAAUAUUAUUCAUAUAUCAUAUUUUUAAAGAGUGGUUGUUAGGUUAACUGGAAGAAAUGAAUGAAAUAGGGAGUUGGUGUCAAUCCGUCAACGAAAUCCAGGAGGAAACAUUAAAGACAAAUAUUUUAGGACAUUGUUGCCCACUACCUCAGGACUGCAGUCAGAACCCUGAAAUCUUUCACUGUGUAAAGAUUAUUUGCUUACAUACAUUACGUUUGAAUCGUUUGCACAUCGCCCAAUGUUGAGAAGCUGCUCAAAAUUGUAUUUUUAUACAAAUAAAAAAUAUACAUUAAAAAAAAUUGCGUUUCACCUCAUUGUGUAGCCUACAUAAAGCAGGCGUUUAUAUAUAAAAGCUAAGCUUAUUGUUCUUGGUUCUUGGUUUGGUUGUGAGCUGGAGGGCUCAGGCCAAGAUGUCUCGCAUCUCCACCGCCAGUGUUGUAGCAACGUUACAGACACGUGCUACCGGCCCACUCCAACAUUGAGUUCCUGUUCUGUCCAGUGUACCCAGGUGUUGGUGGAGUGUCAGGGAAAGUGUGAAGGAACGCAUCAAGUGCUGACUUGAAAGUAGCCAGAGAUGUGUGCACUUUGAUGCUAGGAGGGACCACGUUGUACAGUGCUGAGGCUCUCGAGGUGAAUGAGUGGAACCUCAAGGUGUUAAUGCUGCUGUAUUUCGAGGAUCCUAGUGGUCGUAUGCAGGAAGUGCCGUGCCGUGAGGUCUCGCGGAAGUCGAGGUUCACAGCAUUCGGGAUGAUGUUGUUGAAGAUUUUCCAAACUAGGAUGAUGGUGUAUCUCUCACGCCGCCGUUGGAGGGAGUACAUGGAUAGGCGAUGGAGUCGAUCCCAGUAGUUUGACGAUCCAAGUCCCUGAAUCUUCGCAGUAAAGGAUCUUUGGACUGCUUCAAGUUUGGUAAUAUCGCACUGCAGGUGAGGAGACCACAGUGGACAGCAGUAUUCCAGGUGGGACCGCACAUAGGAUUUAUAGAGUAGCAUCAUGGUGGCUACAUUCCUGGAGGUGAAAGUGCGUAGCACCCAGCUAGCCAUGUUCUUUGCCUUGGAGGAUUUCAUAGCUAUGUGUGUUCUCCAGUUGAGGUUGACAUCAACAUAGACGCCCAGGUCUUUCACAUGGUCGGAACCAUGGAGGACUUGUCCAGAUGGUAAGGUGUAGGGCUGCUUCCAGUCAGACAGUUUGCCGUGCUGCAGAAGCUGGAACUCUUCCUCGUUAAGUACCAUGUUGUUGGCCUCUGCCCAGUUGACCACAGAGAGGAGAUCUUCUUCGAGGAGGAUGCGAUCAACAUGCGAGGAUAUGUCUUUGUGGAGCUUAGAAUCAUCUGCAAACACUUUGAUUUUGCUGUGUUUGACAACAGAGAAGAUGUCAUCGAUAUAGAUGAGGAAAAGAAGGGGGCCUAGGACGGUACCCUGAGGGACCCCACUGAUGACGUCUAUGAUUGAGGAGCUGACUCCAUCUACGAUGACGUGCUGCUUCCGGCCCGUCAAGAAACUAGUAAUCCAGUCUUGGAGCUUGCCUUUGAUGCCGAAAGAGCGCAGCUUCUUUAAAAGAAUUUUGUGGUCUACCUUAUCACAGGCUUUACUAAAGUCAAGGUAAAUCACAUCCGCAUUUCUGUCGAGGUUGAGGUCGCACAUGAUGUCCUCGAUGUGAUGAAGGAGCUGGGUGAGGCAGUUUUUUCCGGACUGAAACCCGUGUUGGUUAGGGUUGAACAUGUUGUUCUGUUCAAAGAAGCUAACCAUCUCUUUGCGAAUCAUUCGUUCGCAGAGUUUGAUGAGAUGUGAGGUCAGGGAGACCGGUCUGUAGUUGGCUGCCACGGCCUUACUGCCCUUCUUGAAGAUGGGGAUGAUACUUUGGGAGCGGAACAUUCGGCGAUGUGGUGAACGUUUACAUUUACAUUUUUUUACAUUUAGGUC